Molecule: messenger RNA, 3000 nt
Organism: Sclerotinia sclerotiorum 1980 UF-70
Lineage: Eukaryota; Fungi; Ascomycota; Leotiomycetes; Helotiales; Sclerotiniaceae
Exons: 2
Coding region: 1-3000 (999 amino acids)
Biological process (GO): recombinational repair
Cellular component (GO): nucleus
Molecular function (GO): hydrolase activity; 3'-5' DNA helicase activity; DNA binding
Source: RefSeq, a predicted model, not a curated record
AUGACUAUUGAUAAUCUUCUCAUAGGUCUUAAUGCCUCACAAAGAGCCGCAGUUUCAUCGCAAGCAGAUACUCUCGCUAUAUUAGCAGGACCAGGAAGCGGGAAAACACAUACUUUAACGUCGCGAACUGCUUGGCUAUUGCACCAAGGAUUGCAACCAUGGAAUAUAAUUGUGGCGACAUUUACAGUCAAGGCGGCUCGAGAGAUGAAGGAAAGAAUUGGAAAGCUGAUAGGGAAUGGGACGGAAUCUAAAUUGAUAUUGGGAACAUUUCACAGCAUUGCGCGACGUUACCUGGCACGAUAUGGCCAUUUGAUAGGAAUUCGAAAAGACUUCGGAAUUGCAGACUCGUCCGAUUCUUUGGCCAUAAUUAAAAGGAUUGUGAAGCGGCAGGAUUUGAAUAUAGACCCUAAAGUCGCUCGGUCUCGCAUAAGCUCUCUGAAAGCAAAAGGUUCCGCAUCUGCGAGUAAACCCUUCGAUGCCAAGGGGAAGACAGUAGAUGCACAAGAAUUUGAGAUUGUUCAUGCUGAAUAUCAAGCGACCUUAGAGCUUUCAAACUUGCUUGACUAUGACGAUCUUCUUGUACGAUGUGUCGAGCUUUUACGACUUCACCCUUCCUGCGUAUCCAAUAUCGAGGCCGUUUUGAUUGACGAAUUUCAAGACACAAACCUUGUGCAAUUUGAUCUCAUGCGAUUACUUGCUGCAUAUCAGAAACGAAUCACCAUCGUCGGCGAUCCCGAUCAAAGCAUAUAUAGCUUUCGAGCUGCCGAAAUUAAAAACUACAAACGGAUGCUUAGACAAUACCCGGAUACGGUUACUAUCUCAUUGGAGGAAAAUUACCGUUCAUCGGGCGCCAUACUUCUCACGGCACUGAAUGUGAUUGAGCAAGACUCAUCCAGAAUUGCAAAGUCUCUUCUGCCUACUCACAUUGUUGGCACACGGCCAGUGCUCCGCAAGCUUGCAACGGCUCAGAAAGAAGCUGAAUGGAUUAUUCAAGAAAUACAAAGGACGAUGGGCAUGACGGGUGACCUGCUAGACUUGAAUGAUUUCGCUAUUUUGCUACGAUCUUCAUCACUCUCACGAGUCAUCGAAAGCUCGCUAGGAAAAGCGGGUAUAGCCUAUCGCAUGGUCGGUGGUCUUCGAUUUUACGACCGUGUAGAGAUUAAAACGUUAUUAGAUUACCUAAGAGUGAUUAAUCUACCUGACAAUAACGAUGCUUUGGCAAGAAUUAUUAAUACUCCUUCACGGCGGAUCGGCGAGACGACGAUAAAAUCUUUGCUUGAGGAGGCAGAGCAAUCAAAAAUGACACUUUGGGCACUAAUCCUUGAUUCCGUGCAGGGAAGGCGCAGGACGAAAACCAAGCUCACAACAUCAGUCGGAAAAAGCCUUUCUAUCUUUGUUGACAUCAUAUUGACAGGCAUGAAGAAGAUUGCUGAUCCUCUCAGCCGUGAAAACUCAAUCGUAAAAAUUAUGGAGUUUAUCAUUGAAAAAAUAUCUUACGAAAAGUGGCUGGAGUUACAACAUGGUGACAUUCACAAGGCGAGGUGGGACAACGUGAAGGAGCUUAUCGCCCAGGCCACGGAUUUUCAGGGAUUAAUAUCUAAUGGUUAUGAGGACGACUCUCUCCCAAAGAUUGAUGGUCUGGAGCAAGAGGACGCUUCCGAUUCCCUCACUCAAUUUUUAGCGAAUGUAGCAUUGGCUUCGGAAGUGAAGAAGGAGGAUGACCAAGGAAGUAGCACACCCCAAAUUACUAUAUCUACCAUACAUGCUGCUAAAGGCCUUGAAUGGCCUAUAGUUUUCAUUCCUGGGGCAUAUCAAGGCUCUAUGCCACACUCUAGAGCAGAGGAUACUGACGAAGAACGAAGAUUGUUGUACGUGGCUAUGACUCGGGCAAAGGCUUUGCUCAACAUGAGUUGCCCUUUGAAAAAUUCACUAGAUGAGUUAACAACAACCUGCCCAUUUCUUUCUGCUAGAGGCCUUAGAGCACACUUAGACCAGAAGGGCCCUCCUCUGCGUUCUAAUACUGUUCAAUGUCUAGCUCAAAUUUUACGACGACCAUUUCCUACCAAGGAGUCGAUUGCAGAGUCUUCCGCUUGCCUCGAACUCACUGAGGAUACAUACUACUCCUUGGAGCCGGAGAAUGACAAACAAGAUGAGUCCAAGUGGAAUUUCGGUAACGGCAAUCCCAAUUUCACCAAGGGUCAGCGACCACCUAAACGUCGACGGGUUGAUACAACGGACCAAAUGGGAAAUGUUUCCGGCGUAGUCUAUAGUAAUACCCCCAUGACAACGAUGGAAAGAGUAUCGAACUUUACCUUGGGUGGUGGCUUUGUUAGUGCUGGCUCUCAUCUUCAAGUCCUUGGCGAACAAUCAUCAAAUCAAACCAUUGGUGAAGCGAGAUCAGCUUCAACAAAAGGAACCAUUAAAAGCUCUAAAAUUUCAUCUAAAGGUCCACCUAAUGGGCAAGGCACACUCUUGGGCUUUCUCGGGAAGCAAGAGCCACAGAAGGAGAUUAAGUCAGCACCAAUAGUCGAUGAGUUUCGGGAAACAAAGAUCAGGGCUAGUGUGCAACUACAUAGACAUCGAAAUAACACUCCUGCAGAAGUGAUGCAAUCGCCAUCGCAAAAUGAUGGCGAAACUCUUCCACCUCUUCUUACAGGUCACCGCCUAGGAACAGGUGCAGCCCUAUCUCGACCAAAUAAUAAUCGAAUUGAAGGAAAGCAGAAUGAUAGCUAUAUCUUCCUGUCUAGCUCUCCAUCAAGAGCAAAAAAGCCCAGCACUAAUUUUGAGCCGGUGCCAGAUGCUCCCGUCCCUGGUCUGACAGCAAAACCAGCAAUUAUGUCGUUAGUUCGUCCCGCGAGAACAUUACAUACCACGAGUAUGGCAAUAGCACAAGGUUCGGGUGGUGUAAGAAAGACUCUUGGUGUCAAAAGGAGCAUGAAUGGCUGGGGUAGUCGCACAACACAGCCUUUCGUUCCCCCAACCAGGAAAAGAGAGAACUAG